Spirodela intermedia is the source of this 3706-nucleotide messenger RNA. NCBI's taxonomy places the organism in Eukaryota, Viridiplantae, Streptophyta, Magnoliopsida, Alismatales, Araceae. The record is from the annotation of a GenBank genome assembly.
AUGGAGUACUACGACGUUCUCGGGGUCAGCCGCACUGCAACCGAGGUGGAGAUCCGUAAAGCCUAUUAUCUCAAGGUCUGUGUUCUGGCUCCAUUUCAAUUUCCAGAUAUUGCGAACUCCUUUUGGAAAUUCUACGGUUAAACGUUGGCUUUUUCGGUGGUGUUGUUAGGCAAGGCUGGUUCACCCGGACAAGAAUCCCAAUGACUCUCAAGCUGCGGAAAGAUUCCAGGCCAGUGCAUAUGUUGCUUCUCGUCUCCUCAGAGGCAUUCUUUCCCCGAUCAGCGGAAGAUACUCUUGAGUAUGAACUAAAGUUCUUGGCUUCUUCUUGUAGGCACUAGGGGAAGCUUACCAGGUCUUGAGUGAUCCAGUGCAGAGAAGAGAUUACGAUGUGAAUGGGAAAGACUGCAUAUCUGGGUAUUUCCAAAACCGCUACCAGAAAUUUCAUCGGCUGAUUUGUUUCACAACCUUGUACGAGUACAAGUUUCCCCUCUCUUAUGCAGCAGGUUUUUGUCACUCGGCACAAAAGUGAGCUUGAUUGGUUUUCUUCCCAAUGAAAUUAAUCAAACCAUAAAAAACCACUAUUUUUGAUUUUUUGUCUUGGUCAACUAUGUUGCAAACAUCUUCAUUAAUCUCCCUCUAAUCGACCGCAUGGUAUCUUCUUCAGGGAAAAAAUGUUAGACCCAACAGCAGUUUUUACACUUUUCUUUGGAAGUGAAUUGUUUGAGGAUUAUAUUGGACAUCUUGCCGUAGCAGCUAUGGCUUCAGGUGAAUUGGCUUCUGCGGAUAACAAUCCUGAAAAUCUUCGGGAUCGAUUGAAGGUAUAUAAUUAGGAACAUACAAUGAGUGGCAUAUUUCCUGCUCACAGUGGUGAAUCCUAAGGCUUUAUCAUGCUUAUUGGAAAGCGGAACCAAAUAAACAUAACCAAGUCAAUAAGAAAUAUUCAUCUCUUUAAUGUGGUCUCUUUAUUAUUCCCUUGAGAAUACAGCUCACUCAUUGGAGUUUUGAUUUUCAUUCAAAUUCACAUUGAGAAAUUUAGGAAAAUGUGCCUUGAAUUCCAUUUUGACCUCUUUAUGAGUGUUGCAUCGAUACCCAACUUUGAAUUUCCUCUUUUGUGGGUAUUGUUGACGUGAAGUUGGAGGGAAUGGAAUAUUUAAAUCUUGAAUUCACAGGACAGGGAUCUAGAGUGCGAGAAGAACGAAUAUUUGUCCAUAAAAUUUUCAUUCGUUGGGUGUCUCUGUGUAGGGUGUUUGGAUCUUAUUUUCAUUCUGAUAACCAAUAUUCAAACCAAACGAUGUUCCGCUAUUCUAAUCUUUGAAAGAAAUUGUAUCUACAUAUGAUGCAUAUCUGAAAUGUUUUAAGCAACAGAAAUUUGGAAAAGUUAUACCUUAGAUAGGGUGAAUACCUUACAAACCUAUGUAAUCAGUAGCAUUGAAUAUUCAUAAGAACCAACUGGAAAUUUCGAAACCUUGCUCUAAUAUAAAUUGAUGCAACGGAAGUUGAGGGAGAAUGAAAAUCGGGCCUUGAAUCCACGAUUUUUCUCAAUCUUUGACUCAACAGGAAUGGCUUGGACGAUCCUCAACUCCACAAGGAUCAGAAAACGCCCUUGGAUCUACAAGAGUUGAUCCUUGAAUCCACGAGAAUCCAAAAAACUCCCUUUAAUCCACAAGGAUUGCUUGUAUACACAAAGUGUGCAGAACACUCUCAAAGAGAAUGAAAAUUUGUAAUAGCCAAGGUGCGCCUGGAGUUGCAACAUAUUAGCCUUUAAAUGAGCCUGAAUCAAUUAUACCUCUCCUAGAUAAUAAGAUUUGUUAUGAAAACAAAAUUGAAAGGACCUAACAUCAAGAUAGUUAAUAUACUAACAACUCUGACGUGUUAUUCACGCGUUUAUUUGGGUCUGAUCUGAUUUUGGCAUUUUAGGUUCUUCUCAUCUUUGUAUCCCAUCCUUCAAGCUUCCAAAAUGUCUGGCCUACCAGUUUUGGGCCACCUGGGUCAAAAACUGUUCGCCCUUCUCUUUUUUGGAAGUGAUGUCCCACAUCAAUUGUGUCCUCGUGAAGGCUGUCCAGAGGGAGCGGGAGGAGAAGCUCGCAAGAUUCUUGAAGGACCUUCUGGAUAAAUAUAUUAAUGGUGACCGAGAAGGGUUCUUGCAUCACAUAGAAGCUGAAGCAAGACGACUUUCUGAUGCAGGUUAAUUAAUUUUCAUUCUCCGCAUUCAUCAGUGGUAUACAACUUGCAUUUUCUCACUCGUUUGGUGGCUUAGAAUCUUGAAAUUUUCUUUUAUUGGUUGAGGUUUCCGAAUGCAGCCUUUGGAGUUGAUAUUCUGCACACAAUUGGCUAUGUCUAUGAGAGGCAGGCUGCGAAGGAGUUAGGCAAGAAAGUCAUGUACCUGGGUGUGCCAUUCUUAGCCGAAUGGGUGCGAAACAAAGGGCAUCUUUGGAAAUCACAGGUUACAGCUGCCAAAGGUGUCAGAUGGCCCAGACCUGAACACCUACUGAGGUUGAUGCCCCAGAAACUCUGGCUAAUUUGUUGGUAAAUUUUGUUCAGGUGCACUGAGAUUACUGCAGCUUCAAGAGGACAUUUGCCAACAGUUUAAUAGAGAUGGAACUGGCUCUGGAAAGGAUGCUGAAAUGCGUAUGGAGCAAAAUAAGGAUCUAAUGAUGAGUUCAAUGUGGAAACUAAAUGUGGUGGAUAUUGAAGUAACGCUGUCACGGGUGUGCCAGAUUGUGAGUUCUCAAACACUUCUCUCGAGUCGUCAUGGAUUCUCCAUCUGGUCUUUUGGUAUUAAUAUCUCUAUAUGCAUGUGUUUGGGGGAUGAACAAGUAUAACGAAUGCCCAUCAGGACUUUGCCGGAUGAUUGCACUGUUAAGCAUGCGUUUUUUAGAAUGAAUUCCUUACAUUCUGUUGAAAGGGAAACUUGUGCUUCUUAGAGGAAAAUGGAGAGGAAAAUUGCUUCAUUUCGAUUAAAUUUGACAAAAAUAGUAUGAGGAGAAGGUGUCUUAAUGAUGAAUCCCGUAACAAUUCGACAGGUAUUACAGGAAGAUGACGACAAGAAAGAAGUACACAAAGCUCGGGCUUCGGCUCUGAAAAUCCUCGGGAAGGUUUUCAAGGUAUGAAAGGAACAGAAGCUAUAGUUCUUGCCAGCCCAUUAGUCACAAGUUCUGAACUGAUCAUUCUGUGACACCUUUAGAAUCAAUUUCAUUGUGAUUGUUCUUUAAUUCCAAGUGAAUAGCUGUUAGUCGAUCCAAGACUGUGAUUAGAAUGCUCGUGCUUGCUGCAGCGGGGAAGGGAGGCAAAAGAUGUGGGGACUUCUCAGAGUGUAAACGCCGUGCAUGAUGAUGGAAACAGUUCCGAUGAUAGUUCGGUUGAGGAUUCUCCAGGAACGCUUGCAUAUCGAACACCUUUAUUAACUCAGGUGUGUGUGUGAGAGCACCUUAGUUCUGAGAUUUUCUGGGGCCGUCCAUAUUUGGAUAAAUCCUCAUUGCGAAGAACAGGGUAUUACUUUACUGGUGUGCUCAUCAUUUUGCCCCCAACUAGUGAAUUAAUCUCGACGAGAAUAGAUUGCAGAUCAGUUUCUGAUGAGAUCAUUUCUAAGAACCCUAGUGUAUCCUUGAUAACUCUUAGAUUUGCCUUCUCAUUCAUAUUUCCACAGGUUAUUGGAAGGCUUUUCAGAUGCUUCUGCAACCCAGCGCACGAUGUGGAUGGUGACUGA